This is a messenger RNA of Meloidogyne enterolobii, 951 nucleotides long. NCBI's taxonomy places the organism in Eukaryota, Metazoa, Nematoda, Chromadorea, Rhabditida, Meloidogynidae. The record is from the annotation of a GenBank genome assembly.
UUCGCGACUAACUGGGCCGUCACUUUCUUUUUGUCAAUUUUGAAAAAUUUUAGUCAAAACUCGGUUCAAUCCUCAAAAAUGAUGUCUCAAGCAGAUUCUGGGCGGAUAAUACAUCUUGAAAAGAGGAGAGAACGUGCAAAAGAAGAUAUUGAAAAGCAAAGAUUAAAAUUGGAAGAAGAAAAGAAAUCUUCUAGUACAGUUGGUUUAGUAACUUUGGAUGAAGUUAAAGAGAGACAAAAUGAGAUUUAUUCUCUAAAUAAAGAAUUAUCAAAAGUAACUGACGAUAAUGAACAAAAGCCGAGAUUUGAUAGAGUAGUUCAGAAGAGAGUGUUAUCCUUCAAAAAUUUUGAUGAUGAGGAGGAGGAUGAAAAACCAGUUGUUAUAGUAAAGAAACGGUUAGGAAUGGACCCAACUGUUGAUACUUCAUUUUUACCUGACAGAGAACGUGAUGAACAAAUUCAAAGAAUUGGAGCUGAAUGGCUAGAAAUGCAAGAAAAGGAGAAGAACGAAGAAAUUAUGGUUGCAUUUUGUUAUUGGGAUGGAUCUUCACAUCGUAGGGAUUUUAAAACAAAGAAGGGAACGACAAUUGCACAGUUUUUACAAAAAGCUUUGGAUUUAUUUCGGAAAGAAUUUUUGGAAUUGAAAUUGGCAACUGUUGAGAAUUUGAUGUUCAUUAAAGAAGAUUUAAUCAUUCCUCAUUUCUAUACAUUUCAAGAUUUUAUUAAAACUCGGCAAAUGGGAAAAACUGGUCCUUUGUGGCAAUUUGAGUCUGUUGGUGAAAUACGAGUUAGACAAGAUGCUGCUCUUGAUGUUGGAGAAAGCCAUCCAGUUAAGGUUGUUCUACGUUCGUGGUACGAAAAAAAUAAACAUAUUUACCCGGCAUCUCGUUGGGAGCCUUUUGUGCCAGGAAAAGUUUACAAAAGAACAAUCGAUGAUUUAAACACAAUUUAA